This is a messenger RNA of Hippocampus comes (tiger tail seahorse), 2765 nucleotides long. RefSeq names its product heparan sulfate 2-O-sulfotransferase 1a (gene hs2st1a). Gene Ontology annotation, cellular component: membrane. NCBI's taxonomy places the organism in Eukaryota, Metazoa, Chordata, Actinopteri, Syngnathiformes, Syngnathidae. Bases 316 to 1398 code for a protein of 360 amino acids. The transcript has 7 exons. The record is from RefSeq and is a predicted model, not a curated record. Gene Ontology annotation, molecular function: heparan sulfate 2-sulfotransferase activity.
CCAAUGGUCUGUGUGCUACUGACAAUGUGAACCGUGGAACCGUGCAAGUAAAGACAGGGCACCGGGGAGCUCUUGUACAGACGACGUAUAAACGCUGCGUGAAAACCUUUCACAAGCCUCAAUCUUGCCAUGCAAAUAAUGGAAUAACAAAGAAUGGGCAUUUUACAUCAAAUGUAGAUUUAAGUAUCCACGCACGCUGGCGCUUUGUGCUCGCCGGUUGUCUGUGCGCGUCUUCUUCGGUGUCUCCUCUUACCCACCCCCUCUUGUCUCCCCUCACUGGGCAUGGACUGACCGACUCCUUCUCCGGAUCAUUUGAUGGGGCUGCUCAGAGUCAUGAUGCCGCCCAAGUUGCAGAUGCUGGCUUUGCUGGCGUUCGCCGUGGCCAUGUUCUUCCUGGAGAACCAGAUUCAGAAACUGGAGGAGUCCCGAGGAAAACUCGAGCGGGCCAUUGCUCGGCACGAGGUACGGGAGAUCGAACAGCGACACACCCAAGACGGCUUGCGGGAGCGGGACUCUUCGUGGGCGUCUGUAUCCGAGAGCGACGACGAUGUAGUCAUCAUCUACAACCGCGUUCCCAAGACGGCGAGCACUUCCUUCACUAACAUCGCCUACGACCUAUGCGGGAAGAACCACUACCACGUCCUGCACAUCAACACCACCAAGAACAAUCCCGUCAUGUCCUUACAGGACCAGGUGCGGUUUGUGAAAAAUGUGACAGAAUGGAGAGAGAUGAAGCCAGCUUUCUACCACGGCCACAUCUCCUUCCUGGACUUCACCAAGUUCGGGGUGAAGAUCAAGCCGAUCUACAUAAAUGUGAUCAGAGACCCCAUUGAAAGGCUGGUUUCCUAUUACUACUUUUUGCGUUUCGGAGAUGACUACCGACCCGGCUUGAGGCGCAGGAAACAAGGAGACAAAAAGACAUUUGAUGAAUGUGUAUCAGCCGGCGGCUCCGACUGCGCCCCGGAGAAGCUUUGGCUCCAGAUUCCCUUUUUCUGCGGCCAUUACUCUGAAUGCUGGAAUGUGGGUAGCCAUUGGGCUCUGGAGCAGGCGAAAUACAACCUGGUGAACGAGUACAUGUUGGUCGGCGUGACGGAAGAGCUGGAGGACUUUGUCAUGAUGCUGGAGGCCGCUCUGCCACGCUUCUUCAAAGGAGCCACCGAUCUGUACAAAACAGGGAAGAAAUCCCACUUGAGGAAGACCAGCGAGAAGAAGCCGCCCACCAGGGAGUCCACCGCCAAACUGCAGCAGUCGGCCAUCUGGAAGAUGGAGAACGAGUUCUACGAGUUUGCCCUGGAGCAGUUUCAGUUUGUCAGGGCCCACGCGGUGCGGGAAAAGGAUGGGGAACUCUACAUGUUGGCGCAAAAUUUCUUCUACGAGAAGAUCUACCCCAAAAACUAAGAAGGGUGGGACGUAUCCUCGGAGCAGUUGGGGGGCGAGAUGAGGAUGACACAAGGGCGAGACGUCCAGGUGUCCGUUGGUGGAAAUGUGAUGGGAGUUAAAACGACUUGACUACUUGUGAUGGCAUAUGCCGUCAAACUGCAAACAGUUGGUGUUGGUCACAAAUGGUGGUGGGAGGAGGGGGGCGAGCUCGUGUUCCGUCCCCAUCCCUGCAGGUCGGCGGCUUCCUUUCACUUCCAUUUCAGAGGGCCGGCAGGGGCGGGGGGGGGCCUCAGGCAGGACAUGACAAUGUGCUGUUUGGUUGUGUUUAGCUAUUUGAGCCCCAAAAUUGCCUCGCGAUUUUGCGGGCCAUCAUUUGCAGCCCGACUACAUCGUAUAUUUUAUAGAUGAUUUGGGGGGGGGGGGCGGGGGAAAAAAAAACAACAAAAAAAAAACAGUACAGUGAACCCCGCUUUUUGCCAUGGGAUAGGGACAGAGCCCUGAGAGCUUAAUGACAGUUUAUGAUUGCCUAAAGUUGCCCCAAGUUGGCAACAAAGGACUAUUUUUGUCUAAAUGAAGAUCCUUAUGCCACUUCAACAUAGUUCCUUGGCACCAAGAUGCCACAAGAUGGCGGCAAAUGUCCUAAGCACAAAAACAGACUAGUCGUGCUCUCAGUUUCUCAACGAAUAAUUUGGUGAAUGCUGAACUUUAAAUUGGUUACAGUGGUCGCCUGGCAUACAAGUUGCAGUUGUUUGCAUGAACAGCAUUGAGAAAAUUAGCACUGGGUUAUAUUUUUUAACUACCGAUACUGUACUGUAGUAUUUGUGUGUUGAAUGUGCGUGGCCUAGUGAGUGAUGUCAGGAGCUGGAGUCAGGUUGGCUGGUUCGUCUGUGUGUGAUCGUAUGGGCGUGAGUUGUGGCAUACAGAAGCUUCUUGCGAGUGUUCUCAUUUUGAAUUUGUGCAUUUGACUCUUUCACCAACCUGCUAAAAGUGAGUUGCUGAAUAUUACCUUCAUUGUUCUGUUUUUUUUGGGGGGGGCGGGGGGGGGGGACUCAAACUUGCAAGUUGAGGUGCUCGUAAAUCAUGGUAACACCAUCCUAUUAGACAGCGCUUUGGCGGCAUCUUGUGGCAUCUUGCGACGUUUAAAAAAAAAAACAUGAAUGGAUGAUUUUUUUCCAGCAAAUAACAGAGAACAGGUUCCACAGAAAAUAAAAACACAAAUAGUUGAGUUCGUGAAUAGCAAACCACGACUAGGUGGAGCUUCACUAUAUUGUCUUUUGGAAACGACGUGUACCCUGCUUUGCUCAGACCUCCAGUGAAAAAUUGAUCGAGCUGUAGUAUUUGGACUUGAACAAAGAUGUUUGAGGUUUUUAUGAAAUGUAAAAAAA